Messenger RNA from Aspergillus melleus, 3231 nucleotides. RefSeq lists its product as uncharacterized. The transcript is spliced from 4 exons. Lineage: Eukaryota; Fungi; Ascomycota; Eurotiomycetes; Eurotiales; Aspergillaceae. Gene Ontology annotation, cellular component: cytoplasm; nucleus. The record is from RefSeq and is a predicted model, not a curated record. Gene Ontology annotation, molecular function: protein binding. Bases 1 to 3231 code for a protein of 1076 amino acids.
AUGGACAGCUCUGAAUGGAAUGCCCUGAAGGGCGAAAUCGAACGCCUUUAUAUUAAGGAGAACAAGAAACUGUCCCAGGUGAUGCAGAUCCUUGAAAUCACCAGAGGUUUUCGCAAGACGGCCACCAAGGCUGCCAUGGUAUAUAUUCCAACAAGCAUUUUUGACCAAGAGAAGGAAAGGGCUUAUGUCGUAUCCACGCCCUCGGAGUCUCUCAGCACUCCUAAGGCGAUAGCAAUGAUGCGUUUAUUGAUGCCGGGGUUAGCCGAUGAUCGAUAUUCUCUCACUAUGGAUCAGAUCAUUCCGAGCGGCAACGAACCCCACACGCAGAAAUAUCAGGUCUUCUUGUAUGUACUCUCUAACAAGUUCAUACAGCUCGGAAGCCUACGACGGCAAGGCUCGGACCACAUGGUCCUGGGGUUGCUCCAAGAGGCUGGGAUUGAUACGAUCCAGAAAAUACAUGGAUUGUUCUCACUCAAUGGCAUAGCGGCUGAAGCGAUGUCCGAGGGGCUUUUCGGAGCGACUUUCCGGUUCCAUGAUUUCACUGCCAUGAGAUUAUUGCUAGAUGCAGGUGUACGUCCUGAUACCUACGUCGAGGGUGGCUUAAAGGCGUUGGAGCUUGCUGCUGCCAUUCACGACAAUGUACUUUCUUUUGAAGUUACGCGCCUCCUGCUAUCGUACGAACCAGGCCUUAAGCGGCAAGGUCUGCUUAAUUCAGCUCUGGUAAUAGCUGGACGAGGUCGCAAACUGGAAGUAUGCAAGCUUCUUCUCUCCGCUGGAGCACGGACAACACCCAAGGCAAUCCGGGCGUCGAUAAUUUCAUAUGGUCCUCUGCCUGACCCGGAAAUAUUGCGAAUCUUCCUCGAUGCAUGCGGGGACACUGAAGAACGGUUCCACUCGGAACAUGGCAAAGUCUCUCUUCUUGGGCUCGCAGUUGCAUCGGGAAAUGUACCAAUAGUUGAGUUCCUCCUACAGCAAAACGUGGAUGCAAAUGUUCUGCAGGAAAUAUCCUUUGAGGGCCAUGCCUGUUGCACCACUAUCAUUGGGCUAGCAGCUCGGAGGGGCCUCUCUAGAAUGUUGCAGAUUUUAUUCGCUCAUGUAGAUCUCAACCCUACAAUUACGGAGACUACAUUCAUCUCGCCAAUUGUGCUAGCCGUUUCUGGCGGUCACAAAAGCGUCGUGGAAGAACUUGUACGAGCGGGAACUCGGUUCAAACCCACUGACAUUGUUAUCGGGCGAUCGCUCAUUCAAAGGGCAAUGGAAACAGGAGAUUGCGAGCUUUACUGGGCCCUUCUGCAUGCCUCGUAUAAAACUGAGAUUGAGCUGCUCCCCGAUUUCUACACCUUCAAGUUAAUCCACAGCCUAAGCGAGCGGGACUUCAACGGUGCGCAGACACUGUUGGGCCUGGGGGCCAGGGUCAACGACUUGCACACAAAAAUUCCCAACACGGCUCUCGGGGCAUCAAUCGAGGCUGGCUGUGUGGGCUCAAUUAAUUUGCUACUCAAGUCAGGAGCAGUAGCCAGAGGAUACGACCUUCUGACAUCGAUUGGCAAUAUGGAGACCGCUGUCCACCUGGCAAGCACGGGCAUUUUACACCGUGUUCUUUUUAGCUCUGGGCAGAUCCUUUUAACAACAGCAAUUCUCACACGGGAUACUGACACUGUGCAAUACCUCUUAUGUCAUAAUGUUGACAGACAACGCGAGGAAACCGUGCAUUGGCAACAGAAGCUAUUUUCUGGCACCCUUUCACGGGUAUCUUCAAUCCAGCGAAAGCGUUAUAACGGUCUAGUCAGAUUCAUAUCACCAGUGGAAGCAGCCAUUAACUGCGGAGACUAUCCACUCGUUAGGCUACUUAUUGCACGAGGAGCUACCGUUACUGAGUCAAUACUGAAUGCUGCUGUGUGGGACGCUCUCCAGAGCCAGAGCGACACCUUACUUCGUGAAAUUCUGUUGCAAGUCCAAGGAAAACUGACGGCGCCAACUGCAGUCGCCAUGGGCGCAUACUUCAACGACGUUCCUCUCAUUGAGCUUUUGCUCGCCGCAGGUAUCAAGCCUGCAGGCGAGCCAAAGGUUCUACAUCACGCCGUGCAUGGUGAUAUCUGCCAGGAUCAAGGUUCCAGACAAGAUUCAUCUAAUGAUUCGGGUGAGCGGCGCCUUCUACACAAACCAGGAUGGUGGCAUGACUCGCUACCUCUAAGAGGUCAAAGUGUGCUUCUUAUUCCGGCCGCCAAGGGAGAUCGCACUCUUCUACGCCUCCUUCUGAAAUCAGCUUCAUGGACCAGUUCUGAUGUUGGGCGUGCACUUACAAUCAGCUUAUACUCCGGGAACACGGGAUUAGCCCAGGAUCUGAUACAGAUAAACGCCGAUGUGAAUCAGUUACUAACAGUUCAGGAAACAACAUUGACUCCGCUUUGUUGCGCAAUACAAGCCAAAGAUAGCCAUUUAGUCCACACUCUGAUCUGCCACGGCGCAAAUGUCAACCCUCCCGGGACAACCUCAACGCCUCUACAACGGGCCGUGGAAAACAAUGAUCCCGAGACCGUCAAGAUGGUCAUAGACGCGGGAGCAGAUAUAAAUGCAGCACCAUCAGUCUCGCCCGCAGCAAAUGCGCUCCAGAUCGCCGUGAAGGCAGGGAACGUGGAACUAAUCGACAUUCUUCUCGCAGCCGGCGCGGACAUCGACGCCAACCAUGGGGCGACCGCUUUGCAAUUUGCCGCGAUUAUGGGAUAUAUCAGCAUUGUGUAUAGGCUCGUUGCAGCCGGUGCCAAUGUCAAUGCCCCUAGGGCUAUGCUUUACGGCCGAACGGCGCUGGAAGGUGCAGCCGAGUACGGACGUCUCGAUAUGCUCCAAGUUCUGCUGAAUGAAGGCGCGCAUUUUACCGGACAGUUCAGAUCUCAGUACGUGCGCGCCGUGAAGCUAGCUGAGUAUAAUGGCCAUUUCGCUGCCGCAAAACUUCUCAGGCUGACUGGGGGAUGGUCGGACCCCGACUCGGCACAAUAUGAAAAUGAAGUCUUUGAUAGGCAGGAGGUGGAACGGUUCAAACAGAUGAACUGUCGCCAAAUGGAAGGCUCUGGUCCUUCUACCAUUGGGUCUAAACGGUCUUUUGUUAAGGAACCACAAAUUAAAGGCCGUUCAGAGGGGGACGCGCUGACUCGGCGUUUGAGCACACACAUGGGUGGACAGACUCAGAAGUGGUGGGAUUGUAUAGACCAACUGAUCGACGCAAACACCUAA